CCCCCACCCCCUACCCACAGCCAUAACUGCUCGUGUACUUGUCAAUUAAUGGCAGCUCCGAUGCAGCCAACGAAGAAGAACUAUAUAUAGGGAGGUGGGUGCAUAUGCAGAUAGGUUGAUUGAUUUGAUUAGGUGUGUUUAUGGCUACUCAGAAAUUCCAGGACCGGACGGGGAAGAUGGCGGAGCUCUGCCGGAGAAUCGUCCAAAUCAACGUCCGGUGGAAUUUGGUGGAGAAAGCGCGAGUUAUCCGGCGGUUCUUCAGGUUUAUUGUCGACCGAGUGUUCGUUUGCUCGGCGAGGAUGCCUAAUUCGCGCUACAGAAGGUUAUCGACUGCAGGAAGGCUGAACUCUGUCUCCCUUCCGCCAUUGGAGGACGCGGAGUUCGAGCUCGGAGACAGGGAGGACUUCGCCGAAACGACGACGUCUAGUCGGAGCUACGAUAGCGACUCUGAUUUAGUCGCCUUGAAAAUCAGUUUGCUCGGCGAUUGCGAGAUUGGGAAAACCACUUUUGUGAUAAAGUAUGUUGGAGAUGACGAAGAACAGCGAAGCUUGCAGAUGAAGGGGCUUAAUCUAAUGGGGAAAACACUCGACAUCAGAGGUGCGAGAAUUGCUUUCAGAAUAUGGGACGUUGGAGGUGACAGUAAGUCUCUGGAUCAAGUCCCAAUCGCCUGCAAAGAUGCUGUAGCAAUUCUGUUCAUGUUUGAUCUAACCAGCAGAAGAACUCUCAACAGCAUUAUUGGGUGGUACACUGAAGCAAGAAAAUGGAAUCAGAGUGCUAUUCCGAUUCUAAUAGGAACCAAAUUCGAUGACUUUGUCCAACUCCCACCAGACAUCCAAUGGACUGUCGUCACUCAGGCAAGGGCGUAUGCUCGGGCGAUGAAAGCGACACUUUUCUUCUCGAGCGCGACACAUAACAUCAAUGUGCACAAAAUCUUUAAGUUUAUAAUGGCGAAGGUCUUCAAUUUGCCAUGGACACUACACAGAAACUUGACUCUUGGUGAACCUACUAUUGACUUCUAAUUUUAAUUGUUUUUGAUGGAGUUUUUCCUUAGUAUUAAUUGUUGUUUGUAGAUAUUUAGGUUGUUGCUUUGUUUUUUGUUGUAUAGUUGCACUGAUCAGUUGCUCGGGUUGUUUAAUUUCUUUUGUUUGUCCCAAUUAAUCGAGGCUUGGAAUAGAUCAUCGAGUUUUUUAUCAAAAAUAUUAUUUCUUCUUACAAAA
Messenger RNA from Andrographis paniculata, 1217 nucleotides. RefSeq names its product septum-promoting GTP-binding protein 1-like. NCBI's taxonomy places the organism in Eukaryota, Viridiplantae, Streptophyta, Magnoliopsida, Lamiales, Acanthaceae. Gene Ontology annotation, molecular function: GTPase activity; GTP binding. The transcript has 6 exons. The coding region runs from base 141 to 1019 and encodes 292 amino acids. The record is from RefSeq and is a predicted model, not a curated record.